AUGAAGGACUUCACCGAAAUCGUGCUUUGCCCAGAGGCUCUGGAACACUGCAAGGGUGAGGAGCCCCGGGCAGCACCAAGGGCUGAGUGCCCCCCAGAUGAGGAUGGGACCAGCCCCACAUCACCGCGGGACGGCCUUGGCCAGCAGCUCUGGGGGCAGGCAGGCUGGCAGUUCCGUGCCGACUUCAAGUUCACCUGGCUCUGCGUGGCUCUGAUGAGCGCAAGCUGGCUGCCCACCGCCGGCACCGCAGCACCGGCCUGCGGAGGGACCCUGCGGGGCGCCGAGGGCUCCUUCAGCUCUCCCAACUACCCCAGCCCGUAUCCCCCUGAUGCACUCUGCAUCUGGCGCAUCGAGGUGAGCCCGGGCUUUGCCAUCCAGCUGAAGAUGGAGACAUUCAGUGUGGAGGGCACUGCCUCCUGCCUCUUUGACCGUGUGGAGCUCUAUGAAGAGCAGGGUGCUGGCAGCAUGGACCCUGCCCCAGCUCGGGGGGGUCCGACCAGGUUUUGUGGCAACGUGGCACCCCCGACCUUCAACACCAACUCCAACCACCUGCGUGUCACCUUCGUCUCUGACAGCAGCGUGGGUGCCCCAGGCUUCAGUGCCCACUACCGUGCUGUGGCCCCCAAUGACAAGACCUGCGCCUGGGAUGAGCACUUGUGUGACCAGGGGCUGUGCCUCCACCCGGGCUUUGUCUGCGAUGGCUUCCACGACUGCACAGACAAGAGCGAUGAGGCCAACUGCAGCCUCAAACACAAAGAGUGCGGGGGGCCACUAACUGCCUUGGAGGGGCACUUCUCCACCCCAAACCAUCCCCAGCCAUACCCACACCAGCAGCUGUGCCUCUGGCAGAUCUCAGUGCCCGUGGGACACGUCAUCGACCUGCACUUCCACAACUUCAGCCUGGAGACGCACGAGGACUGCAGCUUCGACUUCGUGGAGGUGCACGACAGUGCUGGCACGGGGGCUGCCAGCCUCAUGGGCAGGUUCUGUGGCCAUCAGCUGCCACCCAUCCUGACUUCCUCACGCCAUGUCAUGACCGUCCUCUUCGUGGCAGAUGAGGGAGUAGCAGAUGAUGGAUUCUUCGCCACCUACCAAGCUCACAAUGCCACAGAGAAGACCUGCAGCCCCACAGAGUUCUCCUGUGGGAAUGGCGAGUGCCGGGCGCUGGAGUCUGUAUGUGAUGGCUGGCACGACUGCCCCGAUGGCACCGAUGAGCUGAACUGCACUGGGGUCUCCUACCCAGCCUUUGGGUCUGUCUGUGAGCCUGUGGAAGUGGAGAUGUGCCUAGGGCUGGGCUACAACGCCACCUCCUUUCCCAACAUCUGGCUGGCCAUCCCAGACCAGGAGGGAGCUGCCGAGGUGCUCCAGGACUAUCAGACACUGAUGGAGCUCGCCUGCUACCAGCACCUCCGACUACUCAUUUGCAGUCUCUUCGUGCCCAAGUGCACCCCGGAUGGGGGUGUCCUGCAGCCCUGUGGAGCCUUGUGCCUGGCUGCCGAGCUGCGGUGCCAGCAGUCCCUCGGCCUCCCUGGCAUCCUCUGGCCCAUCAACUGCAACAUCCUGCCCGACUCCAAUGACCCCAUAGAAUGCUUCCAGCCCUGA
Molecule: messenger RNA, 1602 nt
Organism: Nestor notabilis (Kea)
Lineage: Eukaryota; Metazoa; Chordata; Aves; Psittaciformes; Psittacidae
Gene: MFRP
Product: membrane frizzled-related protein
Exons: 13
Coding region: 1-1602 (533 amino acids)
Molecular function (GO): protein binding
Source: RefSeq, a predicted model, not a curated record